Molecule: messenger RNA, 2464 nt
Organism: Toxoplasma gondii ME49
Lineage: Eukaryota; Apicomplexa; Conoidasida; Eucoccidiorida; Sarcocystidae
Exons: 8
Coding region: 131-2464 (777 amino acids)
Molecular function (GO): calcium ion binding
Source: RefSeq, a predicted model, not a curated record
CUGCAGAAGAGCAUCAAGGUUUGUUCGCAGAACCGAAUCUGGGCAAAGCAGCCGACGGUGUAAUUCUACUGCAGACGUACCUCGGCGUGAGGACUACGAGAGACCUGUCAACAAAUCGAUAAGUACACUGAUGUCUUUUCAGCCUCAAAAAGAGCUCUUCGUCGGGAUGGAUGACUUUGACCAACAGCAGGCCGACGAUAUGCCAGACACGGUUAAGAAGGCCACCCAUGUACUUGAGUAUCCUGAGUUUGCAUUUGGCGACGUGUCGCAAGAAAAUAUUUUUUCGGGCGUCGCUUGGACGCGUGAGGAUCUUCCGCUUGUAGGCUUGACGUGGACAGAACCAGCGGAAAGAGCGUACGCAGAGAUAUUUAAGGUUCCAUCGACUCGUGAAUCGCCAUCGGAACCGUCGGAACCACGGCGUAUGCUGGUGCAGGAGAGGGAAGAAAUCCAGCAUGUCAAAAUGCUGAAUGCGGGUGACGGAGCAGCCCCUGUCAGGGCACACAUUGAACGCAGUGGUGACUUCAGUGACCGCUGUUUUUGGUUGAGACAACCCAGCCGCUUAAAACGAUCUCUGAGUGGAAACAAUCCUUCCGUCAACUACGAGCCGUCAUGCAGCAGGAAGUGGCUACAGAGGCAUGAACAGACUCUUUCCUGCUGCCACAGUGAGACUGACGGCGGGGCUCUUGAUUUCACUUCGGGCAACGGCAGUCACUGUCACCGUAGUUCUUUUCAGAGUUUGCCAGGCUGGCGUUUGACCAAGAACUUCAGCAGGGUUUCUCACGUUUCUGACCAGAGACUAGAAGACUCUGCAAUUAAUGUCAACGUCAGUGGCAAGCUGGUAUCGAAGCCAGAGAGUAUGUGCUGGGCGCAAAUGACAGGUGGCACACUCGACUGCCUGGAAGGCCUCCACAUCAUCAAUCAAAUCGGUGAUGGCAGUGACGAGGAAGAGGGGGACUCAGUCCACUCACAAAAUUCAAUGGAGGAGGACUGCGUUUGUUUGCUCCCAGUCGUACCUCUUGAAUUCGCUGAUGCUGGCCAGCACAGCAGCACCCCCGCUCGACCCUCUGUGGAUUACAGAGCACCGAGACGGUAUAGUCUGCCCGCAUCUUCGCAGUAUGGGCGACUCAAGAGUCUCGUGCAUCCACGGUCAGCGGUGCCCUCGUCCGAGACAGCUUGCAGCUCACUCCGUCGAGCACCAGAUGAGCCUCAAACGAUCACAGGAUGUUCAGAUGGUCGUUGUCAUGUGGACGAAAUGCUUGCAGCGAACGAACCCUCUAACGAGGUUCUCCGGCUCGAACAUUUCUUCUACUUUAUGAGUUACGAAGACGCAAGGCUGUUGUUUGCUACGAUCGAUUACGAUGGACAGGGUUUCGUAACGCGCGAGCAGUUUACGCGGUCCCUUCAGGAUCUUCAUCGGGAUGUCUGGCGAUACCGCGCUGCUGAUGAAGUGAAUUCGCAAAUUCUCCAUCGCAUCCACCUCUUGCUUGCUUUGAUCACGGCUCCAGCGGCUUGCCUUCUGGCAUUGUUCCUGUUCCAAACGUUUUUGACCUUCUGCGUCGCUGCUGCUGUGGCUAUCAUUUACCUAGCCACCAUCGCAUUCGCCGCCCCUCGUGUGUACCGCUUCACAGCUGUAUGGCAUUUUCUUGGGUUGCAACAUCCAAUUGAUCUUGGUGAUUUCGUGGAGCUCCUCCUUCCAGCUGGAAACGAGGCUUCUUCGUCUGCUUCCCGAACUGCUGCCGCGGCGGCGGAGGUUGCCGCCGCCGCCGCAGCAGCCGCUACAGCGAGUGUCGCAGUCUCCCGUGAAGGCAAGAAGUGUCCUGACGAUCUGGAGACCGGCGCUGGAGGACAUGAAAGGGCCAUGUACGUGGACGGAGAGAAUGGUGAUGAACAGCCCGGCAUGGCUUGCAUCGCGGCUGCACCUACUGCAGUCUUUCGGGGUCGAUGUGUAAAGAUUGGCCUACGAGAAGUUGUUCUGCGCACGCUUGAAGAAAACCGUGAAGUUCUUCGUCUACCUACGGUGGAUGUGGCUCGUUGCCGAGUGCGUAAUUUCUCCCGAUCUGCAUCACCAGCACAUGUGUCACUGCAGCUGCAUGUUUUUGGGCGGCCGGGUCACCCAGCGAACGUGUCCCUUCUCGCACAACUCCAGCGAGCGCUCGUAGCCUUCUGCGAGUUGCACCCCGAAGACUGGCGUCUCCCUCUUCCAUUGGCAGCAGUGCGGGCCAAGCGCAGCGUUCCCGGAGGUGGCUUUCUGGUUGAAGUGAAUCUCUCGCACCGCUUAUCUUGGGACCAUGUGACGAGGAUUCGGCGAGCGCGGCAAAUCGUGUGCUGGACUCUAUCUCAACUAUUUGGUACCAGUGUUGAACUUUUACCCAAUACAGCUCCACAGAUGCAGGCCAUGAUGAUGGCCGCGAACGACUGCCCCGUCAGCAGUAUAACGUCUUCUACAAGCAGGGGAGGCCGAUGA